GACAGUUUCAAAAAAUAUCAAAACAGACGUUCGAACUGAAUAUUUUUUAGGCGCUUGUCGUAACUAAAUCUAUUAGUGGUGCAUAUCUUGCCAACUUUAUAUAUUUCUAGAUUUCAUAACAUUUCGUUUCCGAUACCGUUGCUCAGUUUUUAUCUUGAUAAACGCUUUAUUGCGUGCGACACUGUGAGAAUCCAGAAGAUCAUCAUCAUCAUUUUCAAUCGCUCUAUUCAUAAUCAUCUUGGCAAUUGAAAUUCAAAAGUGCUAUUAAGAAUAAAGUGAACAUAUAUUUUCGAGUUCUUCAUAAAAAAGAAUUUUAAGACAUGCAAUCCGAUGAGAAAACUCCGGACCGUGACUGCAUUGAUCCACAACAUCCUGCCACUGAGCAUAUUGGAUCCGGCUCAGCCAACGUUCGUUCUCGAGUCCGUUAUUGGCUCAAAGAUAUUGUCGAUGAGAUGCGCAAAAAGAGCCCCGCGUCUGUCCAGAAAUGGGUGGACUCAAUACAAAUCCCAGCACCGACCGGCGAAGGAAGUAGAACUGAACCUGGUCCAUCGUCUAGCGAGUUAGCAGGACAGAGUCAUCAAACAGAGCGUCAGAUAGAGCACGAUUCCAAACCUCCGGAUUCAGACGAACCUGAAACUGAGUUGGAGCGAGAUAUCAAUGAUGACUUACUUAAGGCAGACAACCUAGCGACCACGCCUGACGAAGAUUCUGUUCGUGCAGAUGCUGUGGAUAACCAGUCCAGAUCAAUCAAAAGUAUUCUAUCGAAAAAACUGGGGAAAUUAAGCCGGAGCACCGUCCAGCUUGAACAGGAACAUACGGCAUCGACUGAAGCGAAACUAACUCCACUAGAAGAGGAUUCACGAAAAAGCUCAUCAUUGACAUCCAUAGGAAAGAUUAAAAUCAACGAAUUCUACGAUAAAUUAAGUCUAAACAAAGCGAAGUAUAACCUAAUGAAAACAAAAAAGAUCGACAUUCGAAGUAUGUUAGGAACAAGUAUAGAGAAUUUUCAAAGCCGGCCAGAAGAAGCCCUUCAACCGAAAGUGACUGGUAUUUCCGAACAAGAAAAUGCUGCUGUUGCGGAGGUCAUCGAUGAAUCCAACUCGCACCAAUCAGAGGCAGGCGAAAAGCUGUGUACCAGUGAUAUUUACGAGUUCUCUUUCGACGAAUCGUUCCCGAAAGAUGAAGAAAUUCCGGAUGCUAGUGAAGACGAAGAGAAAGAAAAUGUGGAAAUGCUACAAGAAAAUUAUGGCUCUUAUCUAAUUCCACCUAAAAGCUCCCAUCGGAUGGGAAUAGGUAGAAUUGGUCGCAGUUCGAGCGAGAAUCCUCGUACCAACAAGCGCUUUAAUCUGUUGGAAAUUGGGCGAAGUUUUAGUGAAAUGAAUGAUGAUGACAGUUUCGUGAUCAAUGAGUGCAACAAUAGCUGCCCGAACCCAUCGUCACUGAACACAAGUUCCAGCAUCAAUAAUAGCAGCAUCCUUGCUCGGUCAGUUCCUGCUAGUCCUGUCCCGCGAACGUCAAGUAAGAUUAGCAUCCAGCAGGAUAACUCACUUUCAGAAUCUCCUCGGCGACGCAGUGCUAUGCUGAUUAAAGACAGCUCUUUGCAGUCCGAUUCUAGUAGAUGUUCGAGUGUAGAAAGUUUGCUGAAUGCACGAAAACCGGAUCCGGAAAGAAUACUGCUGAAUCUAGGGUUCGGGCCGUCCCCACACAGCGGUGACGUUUUGUCGAAAAUCCCCAAAAGGUUUCUCAAACCGUCGCAAGUUAGAGGCGUUGAUACAGAAGCCUUUCUGCGGCAGCAGCAGCUAUCAAUGCACAUUCACGAGAACAGUGUUCUCGGUUAUCGUGGUCUUGUCGGUAAUCCGCACAUCCCUCCGUCUAUGAUAGUAGCCAAAAUAAUGGAGCGCUUUCAGGAAAAUGAACGGGGUCGCUUUGUACGCCAUAGCACCGUUGCAGUGGAGACAUCCUCGCCUGCACCGGCCGGGCACUUGCCGGAAAGUCGCAAUUCAUCAGGACCUCCGUCACCGAUACCCAUCUUGCGUCACUCAUCGCUUGCCUCCGAAGCGGGAAUUAAAUUCUAGUACAAGAAAAUCUUGCCGUAAUAGAUUUAGCUAAGAACGAUUUGCUGUCUCCUGUUUAUCGUACACUAUCCGUUUACUAGUCGACCUUUUGAUGUACUCGAUACCUAGCGAUUACCUUGCUUAAACGUCGGUUGUAGAAAAGUUGACUUACUGUACGGUGACAUGUAGUACGAAUCUACAUUCCUCUUAAGAACCUCCCUUUUACACCUUGUACUGUAAUUAGCCUGCUGGUAAAUUUGCACUUGCCACUGUGAACAUGGAAUAGUUUUAAAGCACAGUGUGAUGAUAUUUUUGAUAAAUCAUUAGCCAGGAUUCACCUUUGUGGAAGUGAUACCAUGCAGGAAUAAAUGCAAACUAAAAAAUAUUUAGGAAUCAUACACAUUCCACCCCAGACAAAAUCAAUCAAUCAAACGCAGUAUUCGAUAUCCUGACGAUUAGAAGAUGUAGAAGCACGAGUAAAUAUUUUUGAUAGCAAUUUUCUUAUAAAAUAUACAACUGGAUAUUUCAACCUUAUUCUGUGACAGAAACUACUAAUAAUUACCGAAUCAUACAUAUCUACUAACUACAUGUAGGGUGAGCUGAACAUGAGACUGUUUGUUAAGAUAUGACACGGUAUAAAUAGGCAAUACAUUAGUCAGCUUAGCUGACUGCCUUGUUUUUGUUAUUUAAUUGAUGUUUAGUUCUAUAUAGUUCUCGUUUUUUUUCUAAAUCUGUCAUAUAGAAGGUAUAUUAAACUUGGGUCAAAACUUAAACCUGAUACAAUCGUGGGACGUACGUUUUUACAUUAGUCGUUUAUAGUACAGAAUCUCUGUUAGUAAUCCAAGUGACAACUUAUGAGAAACUACCAUAAUAGAGAAAAAAUAAAAGAAUCGAUAAUAGGUUAGUUUUGUUGGAAGUUA
Malaya genurostris is the source of this 2974-nucleotide messenger RNA. RefSeq lists its product as uncharacterized. Gene Ontology annotation, molecular function: signaling receptor binding. NCBI's taxonomy places the organism in Eukaryota, Metazoa, Arthropoda, Insecta, Diptera, Culicidae. The transcript has 6 exons. Bases 321 to 2075 code for a protein of 584 amino acids. The record is from RefSeq and is a predicted model, not a curated record.